AUUUACUUCUUCGAGGGAACAUUAUCCGAGUCAGAGUCAGCAAUUGAUUCAUCUAUUGAAGUUCUUGACUCAUAUUAUCUAUCUAACUUACUCUCAACCCGAUUUAGUAAUUCACGAUGCUUACUUUUCCCAUACAAAGAUACAACAAUAUAAUACUGCUUAAAUCCUUCUUCCUAUAAUUCAUAUUCCAAAAUGAAAUCAUAAUUAUAAUUUACAAAAAAUAAACCCACCAAAUAAUAUAAUAAACAUUGGCCUACAAUACCUACCUACCAUCAAAACCCAAACUCUAAUCUUCACCCUCCCUCACACCACAACAUUCCUCCAUCCAUCCCCUUCUCUACCCCACACCAAAGAACAGAUCAUCUGUUCCUCCAGCCAUGAUCCCUCCACGAAUAAACAUUCCCUAGACAAACCUCAUCCAUCCCAUCACAGCCCUCCAUGACGGAAAAAUCGGACAUCGAAGAGACCGAGCCCCCAAGCUCAAAUCCUUACCCGCAGCCAUGAAAGCCAAGCAAUGCCACUCCGUGCUGUCACGGCCAUGCCUACGUACGUACCAUACCGUAGAUAGAGGAUAGACAUCGAACAAUUUAACUUUCGUCUCCAGAAUCCGGCGUAUCUGAUCACCAGCAUAUCAUUUGCCCCAGGGCCAAUAUAGAAGAAAUGGAAGGCAUGUCUUUGAAGUUAAAAUAGUAAAGAGGGUAUCUACCGCAAAGUUUGACUGCCGUGUUUUGAAGGAGGGAUGGAUGCGUCGAGGCUUGCUUGUAUUUGGGAUGUGCUAAUUACGAUAUGUGCGAGAGAUAGAUGGAUGGAUAGAUGAAGUAUUCUUCACUGUGAUUGAUUUCAGGCUCGUCGGUCUGAAUGUAUCUCUCUAUCUCUCUGUAAUCCAGUGAUAGUAUCCAAAGUGCGAAUUCCCAAUAUCUAAUACCCAAUAUGCAACCAUUCAUCCCUCUUCACCAACCCAUCUCUUCCACCCCAUCUCUCCUCAACCUUCACCUUCUCACCUAACCCAUCCAAAAUCUAAAAUCUAGACCCCACGAGUUCAACCACGCAAUCUCCAUGUGCUCCUCCCCUCCGCUCCCCAACUCUAAAUCCAUUCAUCUCCAUCUCAUCCUCCUCCUUACCACAAACAUCCAAUCACACCACGCUCUCCGUAUCCCACAAACUUUAUCCAUCAACCAUCAAUCGACUCCCCAGAGACUCAUUUCAAUACACCUACAUACCCAUACCCGCCACGCUUCGCAACGAGACGAAACGAGAUAAGACGACACAAGAAGACAGGAGGCUGAGCUGUAUAUGCAUUUGUAACCAUCAAGUAAUCAGCAACUAUCAACAAUAAACUUUCCACCUCCGUCUGCAUCUCCAUCCUCAACUUAAACUUUGCAACCCCCAGCCCAUCUCAUACCCAACCAACCAACUAGGAGAUCAGCAAAUCAGUAAACCGGCAAACCAGUAAACUUUAUUCCAUCACUACCGAACCCCCUUAAAAUACACAAUAGGUACCACCCACAACCAAAUAUACAUACAAGCUACCUAUCGACCUCCCUAAAUAGUAAUAACCACCCGCGCCUACAAACCCAGAUGUGCACAUCUCAGAUACGGAACCCCGGAAGCACCGGGAGGAGAGUAGGGGAAUCAGGGAACGAUAAACAGUUUCAACGGGUGGGAAGGGGUCUGCUGAUUUGCGUGCGUGCGUGCGUGCGUGCGUGCCCGCAGAUGCUCGGCGUUGGGUACAUGGUUGUGUGAGCAGAUAUGUAUAUAUGUGUGUGCGUGUAUGUAGGUACUAAAGAAGGAAAUACACUGUACAAGGAGACAAAGUUAAAGUGAAGAUUAGACUUUGGAGAGACGCAAAGAGGGAAAUAGAGUUGCCUUGGGUUAGGGUACCGGUAGGUGAGGAUCGGUGACUGGGAUCGGCAGAUGUUAUGAGUUUGUGUAACAUGUGGUCGUUUUUAAGGUUUGAUAACUUUGAUGGAUGGGUAUGUAUGCUGGGGCUGUGAGAGAUACGCUCGUAGGUACGUACCUGAAGGAUUGGAUUACUUGUUCAUCUGAUUCGAUUUCGGGAGGGGUGAUGGGGUUUGAUUUGUUGAUGCGUAGGGUUGGAUAUGGAGAUGUGUUCGUAUUAUGUGGGUAUCGUAUGUUGGGUUAUAAAUAACUGGUGAUGCAUUUUACCAUGGAUGAUUACAGAAAUUGGAUUCCUAUUCUUAUCACCAUAUUUCACAUGACAAUUAAUCAAUAGCUCUCACAUUUUCUCAUCCAACUCAUCACCUCAUCACCUCAUCUAUUCCUCUCUACGUCGUACAGUCCAAAAUAGCUACUCUGUACUUCUACAAAACACCACACCCCUUCCAGACACCCUGUCCACAACCCCUGCAAACCCAUCACUGCAAACUCAAAAAUCAACAUUCUAGGUACUUUCUCAGCACCACAAACUCAAAACCCCAAAAUUUCAGCUCUCGAAUUCCAUCGAACUUCCACAUCCGCAAAUCCAACAUUCCCAUCUCGUAUCGCAUGGACCUCUUCCGGAUGAACGGAGAAUUCCGCUGAAUUCCAGAAACAAAGUUCGAGGAAACUCAAUGUCAAUCCAUACUGGUGAAUAUCAUGCCACUGCGAGACCUACCUAGAUGAGUAGACUUCAGGUACCGGAGGGUUUCAGGGUUGUGAGCAUGCAUUAUGAUGAUAUCGUAUAGAAUGCGAAAAAAAAAGUAAGAUAGUUUAUUCUCAAGGCUCUGUUUCGUAGAGCCCUGCAGUCUACGAGAUCCCCAGGGUUUCUUCACUUACGGGGUCUUCCUUGUGCCAGACGGUCUCAUGUCCAUUAUUCUUUAUGUCAAGAUGGACGUUAAGGCCCCUCUCAUUAUGUCAAGAUAGAAGUCACCAUGCAGCGUUUGUUCCAAUGUGACACAACCUACCGCCGCUGGUUUCGCGCCCAGAUGUAAUCGUACCCGGUCGACAAAAGUGCCCCAAUCCAUGUUUACACGAGGGACACCGGGGCUGCUUCAGGGCUGGAAUCGCUUUCGGACAGAGUCAUAUAUCGGAUGCAGUAAUAUAUCGUAUCAUGUGUACCCGAUCAUCUCGCGACUCGGAGACUUCAACGCCGUCUUGGCGGAAGUUUUCAUCAUCGUCAAACAUCACGGUGAACGAAGAUACCUCCGCCUAUCAAACACCUUACGAGUACCUGGUGUACAAGACUUACAAGACAAUUGCUGACAAAUUGUCAGCACACCUAAGCCGCUCCACUGUAAGCACUGAACCAAACUUUUGGGAUGGAAUGCGCAUGGAUUUUUGCAUUCUUGGGUCCGGUGGGAGAUUGUCUAGCGAGACCUUCCGCAGCAUUGAUGCCAUUCCUCGCAUCCUCUUGUGA
Molecule: messenger RNA, 3355 nt
Organism: Botrytis byssoidea
Lineage: Eukaryota; Fungi; Ascomycota; Leotiomycetes; Helotiales; Sclerotiniaceae
Exons: 3
Coding region: 3050-3355 (101 amino acids)
Source: RefSeq, a predicted model, not a curated record